AUGCUCGGCAUCGAGACGACCUUUGAUGACACAGGCAUCGCCCUUGUCCGUGGCGAUGGCACCGUCCUUGGCGAGGCCGUCUCGUCGCAGCGGCGGCUCAACUCGCAGUUUGGUGGAACGGUGCCGUCGCUGGCGGCCGAGGCGCACAGGGCCCGGUUCCGCGGCGUUCUUGCCGAUGCGCUCGCCGAUGCGGGCGCUACGCUCGCAGACGUCGAUGCUGUGGCGGUUGCGGUCGGUCCAGGACUCUCGGCUUGUCUGCGUGUCGGUGGCGAUCUCGCCAACGGGCUAGCCGCAGCAGCAGGGCUUCCGCUGUAUGCGGUGAACCACCUUGAGGCGCACCUGCUCACCGCCCGGUUGACCGAGCAGCCGCCACCGACCUUUCCGUUUGUCUCACUCCUGGUGACCGGCGGCAACACGCAGGUCAUCCUCGCCGAGGCCUUUGGUCGCUACACUCUGCUCGGCCAGACCCUUGAUGAUGCCAUCGGCGAGGCCUUUGACAAGACCGCGCGUACGCUCGGCGUCGAUCUUGCAGCGGGCUCGGGCGGGGCGGGGGUCGAGACCCUGGCAGCGGCCGCUACCGCGCCGGCCACCUCGGCCAUCCGCUUCUCUAUCCCCAUGAAGAGCCACGACUCGAUGGACUUUUCAUUCUCGGGCCUUAAGACCGCGCUCGCCACCCGCGCCGCCACCGAGGCCGCCGCCGCCGGCGUCGAUGCGCCGGCCGCCCUGCCACUCGCCACCCGCGCCGGCCUCGCCGCCGCCUUCCAGGACGCGGCCUUUGGCCACGUGCUCGACAAGACAAAGCGGGCGCUGGCACACGCACGGGCACAGUUGGCGCUUCCAGAUGACGCGCCGCCGCUCCCGCUUGUUCUCUGUGGCGGGGUGUCGGCCAACGCCGCGCUGCGGGUCGAACUGGAGGCCGCCACCGCCGACGCCGGCGCCACUCUGGUCACCACGCCGCUGAGGCUGUGCACCGACAACGGCGUCAUGAUCGCGUGGGCUGGCCUCGAGCACAUGGCCGCAGGCACAGAGCCCGUCGACCACGUCGUCACCGACCCGCGGCUCGUCCUCACCCACGCCUCGUUCUCCACCAAGCCAUGA
Molecule: messenger RNA, 1098 nt
Organism: Thecamonas trahens ATCC 50062
Lineage: Eukaryota; Apusomonadida; Apusomonadidae
Product: O-sialoglycoprotein endopeptidase
Exons: 1
Coding region: 1-1098 (365 amino acids)
Biological process (GO): tRNA threonylcarbamoyladenosine modification
Cellular component (GO): mitochondrion
Source: RefSeq, a predicted model, not a curated record